Messenger RNA from Manis pentadactyla (Chinese pangolin), 1840 nucleotides. It is a transcript of the gene CSRP1, whose product is annotated as cysteine and glycine rich protein 1. The record is from RefSeq and is a predicted model, not a curated record. NCBI's taxonomy places the organism in Eukaryota, Metazoa, Chordata, Mammalia, Pholidota, Manidae. The transcript has 6 exons. Gene Ontology annotation, biological process: muscle tissue development; sarcomere organization. Gene Ontology annotation, cellular component: Z disc; cytoplasm; nucleus. The coding region runs from base 123 to 704 and encodes 193 amino acids. Gene Ontology annotation, molecular function: actinin binding; structural constituent of muscle.
CCCGGGGGCUGGCGUGGCCCGGGACACGCCUUCCCCCGAGCGGAACAAAACGGCGCGCCGGCCGGGCGCACCCAGCCGCCGCUUCCGAGAGCGCCCCCGCCGCCGCCGCCGCAGGGUUCAGAAUGCCGAACUGGGGAGGAGGCAAGAAAUGUGGGGUGUGCCAGAAGACAGUGUACUUUGCCGAAGAGGUCCAGUGCGAAGGCAGUAGCUUCCAUAAGUCCUGCUUCCUGUGCAUGGUCUGCAAGAAGAAUCUGGACAGUACCACGGUGGCUGUGCAUGGCGAGGAGAUCUACUGCAAGUCCUGCUAUGGCAAGAAGUACGGGCCAAAAGGCUACGGCUAUGGGCAGGGCGCAGGCACGCUGAGCACCGACAAGGGGGAGUCACUGGGCAUCAGGCACGAAGAGGCCCCUGGCCACAGGCCCACCACCAACCCCAAUGCUUCCAAGUUUGCCCAGAAGAUUGGCGGCUCCGAGUACUGCCCCCGAUGCAGCCAGGCGGUCUAUGCUGCCGAGAAAGUGAUUGGUGCUGGGAAGUCCUGGCAUAAGUCCUGCUUCCGGUGCGCCAAGUGUGGCAAAGGCCUCGAGUCAACCACCCUGGCUGAUAAGGAUGGCGAGAUUUACUGCAAAGGAUGCUACGCUAAAAACUUCGGACCCAAGGGCUUUGGGUUUGGGCAAGGAGCUGGGGCUCUGGUCCACUCCGAGUGAGGCUGCAGCCACCCGCCACCCGCUGCCCACGCCUGCGCUUUCCAUCGCUGUGUCCUUCCCAGCAGCCUCGGCGACCUCGGAUUCUUCCCCCCCUCUCAGCCCUGCCACGCAUCACUAAUAACUUGAACUUGGGUGUCUGGGUCCCUUUGGUUCGGGGUCUUCCUGACAUCCUACCCCUCCAAGGAGCCCCCCUGCCUGGGAUCGGACACCAUCACCAGCAGGAGAAUCUGUGUUUUGAGUCUAGGUGGGACCGAGCCCCUUCCCCUCACCUUGCCCCACAGGCCUCUGUUCUUAGCCUCUUAGGCUGAGUGUCCAUCAUCAACUGGCCGGACCCCUGAGCCCAUUUCUCGGAUCCCAGAGGAGCAGCAGCAGACCCAGUCGGGAGGGAAGCAGAGCUGAUGUGGGGCAGGGGCAGGCUGUGGUCUGUUGCAUCCCAGAGAUUCCCCUCUGUGGGUAAGAGGGUGGGCUUCUGGUGUCCCUGAGAACAGGCCUGGGGAGUCCCAGCUCGGGAUGCAGACAGGGUCAUGGACCGAAGGAGCCCCCUGCUUCUCCACGCCUCUUGCCUUUGAGGCUGUGGGGAACUGGUGUCUUUUCUCGGGGUGGGAGGAGAACAGCCUGUGUGAGAAGCUCCCAGUCAGGAUGCGGUCUGACCUCCCCAGGCACUGACUUCCCUGCUUGCUGGAGGGCCCAGAGGAAGAAACACCGGCAAUGCACGCUCCCAUGUGUCCACUCGGAUCUGAGGGUAGGCGGCUCUGCCCCUCACCCUGGGUCCGAAGGUGGUGACGGCAGCUCCCGCAGUUUGCUGCACAGCCCAGGCCAGUGCCUGACCCUCAGACGUGGAGGGAGGCUCACACAGCCUCCGUCUUCAUCUGGACGCCCCUUCCCCCUGCACCCAGUCCUCAGGACCUGCCCACCCAGCAGGGCCUUGCCCCUUCGCCCUGCCCUUCUCCAGGGACUGCUCUGGCCACUCACUCCCAUCCCUUCCAGGCCCCCAGGUCAGGAGCAGCAAGAGGGGGAGGGGCUGGGCCUUGCUGGUGACUGAAAGGACAACACUGACGGGGCUGUGACCAGCAGGGCUGCAGGCACGGACCGUACUCAGCUGAUGCUCACCUGGUCAAUAAAGCUAUUACAACAGA